This is a messenger RNA of Folsomia candida, 2202 nucleotides long. Its product is annotated as glutamate receptor ionotropic, kainate 2. Lineage: Eukaryota; Metazoa; Arthropoda; Collembola; Entomobryomorpha; Isotomidae. The transcript is spliced from 10 exons. Bases 221 to 1948 code for a protein of 575 amino acids. Gene Ontology annotation, cellular component: membrane. Gene Ontology annotation, molecular function: glutamate-gated receptor activity. The record is from RefSeq and is a predicted model, not a curated record.
UUAUUCAGUUGUGGCGUCGGUGUCCCCGAAUCAAGACGGUAUCUAAUUCCCCACAUAUCUCAGUUUUUUACCAUUACUGGCUAGAAAAUCAGAAUUCUUUCCUUCAGCCGUAGACCCGACUCAGGUUCUACGUGCAUAAACUUUCCACCAGUUUGGUGCUUUUACCUCAUGGAAUUUAUAUUCGAAAUUUGAGCACACAAGCUGAUAAGGCGAAGGGAAAAUGAUUCCGUUUCUUUUAGCCAUUGGGUGCCUUACAGGGUACCAGAAGAAUUGCCCAAACCCUACCCCGGUUAUGGAUUACCAACUGAAGAGUAUUUGGAGCCCUACAAAUCCCUACGAUGCGAAACAAUAUGAAAAGGGUUAUUGGACCAUGAAUACCACUCAUCGUGUCGAUAUGCGUAAGCUUAUCGGGCAAAAAAUCAGGGUGGCCAUGGUCAAUGAAGCACCGUUCGUGGAAAAAUUAAUUUCUGCACAAAACGGUAGCUUUGAAGGAGUUGGUCGUACGAUUCUUGGCGUUUUGAGGGAAUUCCUUGGCAUAAAUUGGGAACUGGUGUUUCCCGACGACAACGAAGUUGGCUAUGUGGGCGACGAUGGUAAGCCCAGAGGGCUUAUUAAAAUGAUACUGGAAGAUAAAGCAGACAUAGCAUUGACCUACAUGAGUCAGAUUCACACUCGAGUGGAGCAUGUAGAAUUUUCAAAACCUUUCGGUGAAGAACAAUGGCACAUAAUGAUGAGCAGACCACGGGAAACCACGGAUGGAGACGGAUUGGUUGCACCGUUUCAAACCGAGGUUUGGUACUGUCUGAUGGUGUCCUUACUAUUAAUGGGACCUUUGUGCUGGGGGUUGAUCAAAUUUCGAUGCUACAUGUGCAAAGGUCACCCAACACUGGCUGCCCCAUCCACACUGGGCUCGUGCAUCUGGUUUGUCUAUGGAGCAUUAAUGAAGCAGGGAUCUGUUCUCAAACCAAUUGCUGACUCGACAAGGAUACUGUUUGCAACCUGGUGGAUUUUUGUGACCAUCUUGACGGCUUUCUACACUGCAAAUCUGACAGCUUACCUCACUCUGUCAAAGGUCCCAAUUCCCUACGAUAAUUUGGAGAAGAUUGGGUACCGGUCGUAUUGGAUUGCGCGUAAGGGAGACACAAUUGAAUCUGUUGCAAAAGCAGGAACAACAAAUAACAGAACACUGGGAAAGACUGGAUACUGGUGGCCCGAGUUUGAGAAGGUCAGGUUCAAGUACGAGUCUUAUGGAGAAUUUAUGGACGACUACCCAAAAAUGAUUGAAAUGGUUCGCCGAAAGAGGUAUCUGCUGCUGGACGAAAAAAGUCGGAUUGAACGGAUAAUCUACAAGGAUUUCAGGGCACAAUCUGAAAUGAACACCCCGUUGUACAAACGGUGUGCAUUCAUCAUGUCCCGAAAACCGAUAUUACGGGUACCAUACGGAUUCGCAUUCCCUGUCAACUCAACAUACCGACCUAUCUUUGAACCCAUAAUGGAGAAACUGACCAAAGCUGGACUAUUUGACUACUGGAAACGAAAGGACUUGCCUGUGAGAGACCCUUGCUCCGCCGACUCUGACUUCAGGGAGAGACAGCUUCGAAAUGGGGACUUGGCUUCAACCUAUAUUCUCUGCGGGUCUGGAUACCUCCUUGCAUUCGUCUCGUUCAUAUUUGAAGUGCUGUCAAAGUUGAUAUUCAACAGGAAACUGCAAGGACAACUUGUACCGGCUGAGAAGCCGCUUGGAUUUUACAAAGGAAAUCUCUCAGUUUCUGGAGCUUCUACCUUCUUUGACACGGACAAAUUUUUGAAGAACAUAAACGGGCGAGACUACGUGGUCAUGAAAACACCGGAUGGAAGGACACGUCUUGUUCCAAAACAAGACGGUCUUCAGGCACUGCAACCGGUGUACAAUCCCCCACCUCCAAUUUCCUACGGGUACAUGUCUUAAAGGUCCCAACUGGAAAAUAAACCAACGACCCAACGGGAUGAACAUAUUUCUAAUCAGCAUUUUUGCUUUGGCAAUAUUUCGUGCACCUUACAAAAAUUAUAUCCUGUUGAACUAACAAAUUAUAGAGGCCCACGGGUAAGUAUGUACCUGUUAGGGAAAUCAUAUUAUAAACAUCAUCACAAUCAAAUAAAUGAACUGUAUUUGUGUUAAACGUUUAAAUAAAUAAAGUUCACCUCACAUUUAUUUAAUUAAAA